Messenger RNA from Pangasianodon hypophthalmus (striped catfish), 5834 nucleotides. RefSeq names its product UDP glucuronosyltransferase 5 family, polypeptide G1 (gene ugt5g1). Gene Ontology annotation, molecular function: UDP-glycosyltransferase activity. The transcript has 2 exons. The record is from RefSeq and is a predicted model, not a curated record. NCBI's taxonomy places the organism in Eukaryota, Metazoa, Chordata, Actinopteri, Siluriformes, Pangasiidae. The coding region runs from base 691 to 2274 and encodes 527 amino acids.
AAAUCCCUAAAUGCCUAAAAUUGUCUAUGCUGAUGGAUUUUCAUGCAAAACUCCACAGUCAGCUUAUUUCAAGAAACUAGGUCAAAAAAUAAAAAAAACAUAUAUAGCUUAAUAAAAGUUAUUUCACUCAGUGUUUUUGUUUGUUUGAUUUUACUUUUUUGACUUAAAGGUGAAAUAGUUCAUUGUCUAGCUCUAAUCUGUAAGAGACAUGAGAGUAAUAAGAGACAUGCUCAAAAUGUUUUUGGCACCCACAAAUGUGAGCAGAGUAAAUUUCUCCUUGGUUCUGGGCUACCGUGAUGGGGAAACAGACUUCUUUGUCUUCCACUGGCACUUCCAUUUCGUGCCCCAAUUUCAACGAGGGAAUCACAUGAAUAUAAAUCCGUGACUUGAAUAACAUGGAGAAAAAAAAGCAAGGAAGAAGAUUCCACAGGAUCAUUUGAAUUCUGCUUGAUUACGACAUGUUUAUACGUCACCACAUAAUCCAAGUCAAUUUGGAUCUCACGUUACACAGAGACCACAGACUGGUGACUUGGAAACAGUCUGCCUGCAGUGAGUAUGGCUUCAAAUCAUCAGCUACUGCAUGCCUGUGGAGGUUUAUGGCUAGAUCUGGACAUUUCAAAGCUUGUUUGAUUUGCUACAAACAACUGAAGAGUCAAGAAUUAUCAGUGAUACAAAACAGCUUUCUGGAACAUGGGAGUGAAUGCAAAUCAGCUACUCUUCUUCUCCUGCCUACUUUUUGUGACUGGCUGUUGCAAUGGUGGUAGAAUCUUAGUGUUUCCAGAAGAUGGCAGCCACUGGGUGAAUAUGCAGGUCAUACUCAAGGAGUUGCAUGCCCGUGGCCACAGUCUGACAGUGGUACGACCUUCCAGAAGCUGGUACAUUCAGGACAGUUCUUCUCUCUACACAUUCAUUAAUGUUAACCUCACUAAUACAGAAGAUGUUAGCCCAGGAUUAUUUGAGACCUUGUUAGAGCGGUCACUAGCUUUACGUAGGAUGACACCAAUCCUGCGCUUUUUUGAACAGCAGAAGGACGUGAUGACCAUGCUGAGGAUAUUCCACAGCGGAGCCCUGAGUAUUGUUUCUACCAUGUUGGAUGACUCAGCACUGAUGGGAAAACUGCGCGAUGCUAAGUUUGACCUAAUGCUCACUGACCCUGCUUUCCCUGCUGGGGUUCUCCUGGCCCACUAUCUCCAUUUACCCAUGGUGUAUAAUGUACGCUGGCUCAAUGCAGGAGACGCACAUAUGGCCAUUGCUCCAUCGACACCAUCUUAUGUUCCCAUGUACAACUCAUUGUUCAGUGACAGAAUGGGCUUCCUGCAGAGGACUGAGAACUUCCUUCGAUAUAUGUUCAGCCUCCUCCAGGAGCAAUUUGUUAUCCUCCCCAUUUAUGAUGCAUUGCUCAAGAGGCACUUUCCACCAGGAUCAGAUCUUCUCACCAUGCAGCGUUCAGCAGAUAUUUGGUUGAUGCGUGUUGAUUUUAUUUUGGAGUACCCACGCCCUAGCAUGCCUAAUGUAGUUUACAUAGGUGGCUUCCAGUGUCGCCCAGCUGAACCCAUUCUUACAGAGCUGGAGGAGUUUAUGCAGAGUUCUGGGGAGCAUGGCGUGGUGGUCAUGUCCCUGGGAGUCAUGGUCACUGCGCUUCCAAAACAAAUCACAGAAGCCAUUGCGGCUGCCUUUGCUAAGCUACCUCAAAAAGUCGUAUGGAGGUAUGUGGGUGAGCGACCUUCAUCUCUGGGUAACAACACUUUGCUUCUUGAAUGGCUUCCUCAAAAUAAUCUCCUGGGGCACCCAAAGACAUGUGCAUUUGUGUCUCAUGGUGGCACCAAUGGCAUCUACGAAGCUAUCUACCACGGGAUUCCUGUGUUGCUUCUGCCACUUCUCUUUGAUCAGUUUGACAAUGCAAUUCGACUGGAAACCCGAGGUGCAGCUCGUGUGCUUGAGGUCGGCACAUUGACUUCUGAAGAAUUCCUUGAAGCCCUCGAGGAUGUCAUUAAGAAUCCAUCUUACAGAAGCAAUAUGCAGAAACUCUCAGAGCUUCACCGUGAUCAGCCCCUUCCUCCUCUAGACAGUGCCACUUUCUGGAUUGAGUAUGUCAUCAGGCACAAAGGAGCUCAACACCUGUACUCAGAAGGAAGUAGUCUUCCAUGGUACUCCUACCACAAUCUAGAUGUGGUAGGUUUUCUGUUAGUCAUCAUUGUAGCUGUACUCUGGGCCUCAAUAUAUCUUGUUAAAUUUCUUUGUUGUAUGCCAGACAAGAAGCAAAAGGUUGAGUGAACUCAACCCGAGCCACCUCUAGACAUGCAUUCUACAAAAGGUGCAAAGGUGUGUUUUUGGGUUGUUUUUUUGUUGUUGUUGUUGUUGUUUGUUUGUUUGUUUGUUUUUUGUUUGUUUGUUUUUUUAGCAAAAGCACUUUAAGAUGUAAAUUAACUGUGAUAACUAAAAUUGCAGCCCUUUCAAAAUAGAUCAUUUAAUUCAAAUCAAUAGACAUUAUGUUUGCCACACAAUCUUCAUUACAGCCUUAACAAGUUUUAGAUUAUGCAAUAAAUCAUUAAUUUCUUGAUUGAUCAAAGGUAAAUUCACUUCUAGUGCCAUUUGUGAUCAUUACGAUGUACAUAUGCCAUUCUAGUGCCAUUUGUACUCAUUUCGAUGUGAUUUGGAAUAAAAUUUGCUUUUAAUGUAAUCAAAUCUAAUCAGUGUGCAUCAUUUACGUACAAGUCAGGAAACAAACUUUUUUGCUUUGAAAUUAAAAUGCAGAAUCAAUUACAGAAAUUGAUAUUAAGACAAAAAGUGAAACUGUGCCUGGAGUAAGAUAUUUUAUGAAGAAUAUUCCUUUCGUCCCCCAUAAAUAUAUCGCCAGUCUUCAUGCAUAUGACUACAAAACAAAACUAACCUUCUUUUUGAGGGGCUUUUGUCUAGAUGUCUAGAUUUGUCUAGACAUGUGGUUAUUUUUCUUCUGGCAGUUGCUGUGCUAAUAACAGACUUAAUGAUAGUGGCAGACAUUUAUAUUAAGAUCAUCUUAAAGAAAGUAUCAUAUGAAAUUAUAGAAACUUGACUUUGUUUUAAUAUAAAAGAUAGUUAACUGUCAUUGAAUAAGAUAGCCAUACAUUUAGAGAGAAAGCAUAUAAAGAUGAUAUAUAAAGAGCAUGUGUAUAAAAAAAGAGGCAGUACAAACGAAGCAGAGGUCAAUAUGAAGAAUUAGUUAUAGCACAUUUGUCCAGGUCUGCUUAAUCAUUAUAUUAAUGGAUAUUGAAGUAAAGAAUUUUAAAAAUAUUUUUUAGAAUCCAAUAAUGUUCAGUAUUUACUGGAUCAGCAAUAGGGAUAGACACUUCACUUAAUUCCCCAAUAGUCUCUUUCCACUUUCUGGUACUAAAAUCCCUGACCAGACGCACUUCUCAGCAUGCAUUAAAGCAUCCUCUAGGAUGCUUUAAUGAGAGCAUCCUUUAAAGAGAGCAUUCUCUCGGAAGCUCAUGGAGCUCAGUAGCUCAUAAAAGAGCUACUGAGCCCCAAAGCUGAUACCUUCACAUCUUCUGAUAUAAGAUUACAUUACAGUGAAAAAAAACCUAUUAACCAAUAGUAGCAUGUCAUGUUUCACCCAGCACCAACCCCCCGCUAUGAAUGUAUAAAAAUGUUAAACUUCACUCAAAUAUACAUCACUUCAUAAAAGAUACAUUUUACUUUGAAAAAAUAAAAUUAAAAAUGUAAAGAAAAAAAUAUGACAUAAGCAAGAUAGACACCUUGAGUAAGAUUUUUUUUUUCCAAAAUGUGGUUGGAUUAAAACUAAAAAAAUAAAGAAUUCACUGCCUAGCUUUGAUUUGUGUAAAUACCAUUUCUAGGAAACUGCAGAUAACAUGUUUUUGGCAUUCCAAAAUUGUGAGCAAAGUAAAACUACCAGUGGUGCUGACCUAAUCUUGGGAAGCUGGGGAAAAGGCUUCUUUGUAUUCAAUUUCACGGUCUAGUUUUGAGCAUUGAAUUGCUAAGUCAGUUUGGGUUCACACAGUUUCAUCAGGAUCUCCUGCUUUGCACUCUAAUCAUUACACGUUCAUUCAUGACCAUAUAAUCCAGGUCAGGUUGAAUGUCAUGUUACACAGAGACUCAGCAAAGACUGGUGACACAGAAACAGUGUACAGAGUAUGGCAUCUAAAUAUUCAGAUUCCUUAAACAUUGCUUUUUAAAUAUCCAGUCAGUGAGAGUUCUUGGAUAAAUUUAGAAAUAAAAACAAUUGAAAGAGUUAAGAAUUCAUGGUGCCACAAGAAAGGAAAACCUCCCCACUUUGUGCUUCUGCACUGUAAUGGCUCAGAGACAGGCCGAAAUAAAGUAAAAAAGAAAGAAAGAAAGAAAGAAAUUUAGCUGCUAAAUGCUGACUGAUUCGGAAUGAACCUCAAAGACAUUUUAAAUCAUUAGUGAAAACAGAAGCUGAGAUUUCUCAGUGAUGAAGGCCUAGCGCUUCAUGGUCAUUGCGCCAUCAACACCAUUCCAUGUUCCCAUGUACAACUCAUUGUUCAGUGACAAAAUGGACUUCCUGCCGAGGACUGAGAACUUCCUUUGACUUAUGGUCAACCUCCUCCAGAAGCAAUACGUUAUCCUACACAUUUAUGAUGAACUGCUCGAGAGAAAUUUUCCUCUUUUCCCAGGAUCAGAUCAUUUCACACGCAGCGUUCAGCUUUUUUAACCUUUCAUAUCUUGUAACAUAGUCUUUAUAUGUGUUGGCUACUCAUGAUACUUUAUUGGACUUUUUCAAGAUCAGAAGGCUAUCCGUGAUUGGGCUUUUGUGUAUUUUGUGUGACCUGUUUUGGUCAUUCUGUACAAUACUGUUGGCUAAAACAUUGUCAUUAGGCUUACUAAUUACAUUAGUGACAACACACAUUAGCAUCAUCAGUGCAGGCAUAAAAGUUAUGAAUCCUAGCGUUCGCCACCAUUGAAUAUUGUAGUGUAGACUGUAUACUGUAGACUGAAGUGUGCUAAUAUAUGAACUUUCCAACAUCAGUUAAUCAGUUAUUAAGCUCUUGUCUAAUGAUUAGAUGCAUAUUACUAGCUCUACAUUUUUCUUUGUUUUUGUUUUUUUGCCUAGGGCCUGGACAGCGUAUAAUAGUUGAGGAAACUAUUAAUGAAAUGCAAAAUGAAUGCAGUGUUAAAGGAGAAUGUGGACCGGAAGCUUAUUGGAUGACUAAUGAAACAGUGAACAAUAAAAACAUGAAAAGUGCAUUUGUUUGUGUGAUUAGUUAAGAGAGAAUGUGUUUGUCUAUGAUUAUGACUUGGAUAAAGAUCAGACUACAUUUUAUGAGUAAUUAAUACAAAAAUCCAGGAAAGCUCACAACAUCUAUUGUUGUAGAAAGUACGCCUCUAGUUCCUAAGUCUAUGCCUAUGCCUCUAGCUCAUAAAGCUGCCUGGCAUUGUGCUAUGAUAGUAAAAAAAAAAAAAAAAAAAAGCUCAUUUAUGACUAGAAGAAGUAACCAUGCUGCUUCUGCACUGCAUGCUGAGCUAAUCGGUAUAGCUCUGUAAACUAGCUAGCUGGGAAUGUUGCCGCAGCAAUAAACCAUACACGAUCCCCAAUCUUACUUUAAUGGUGUGGCUUGCUGUGAGCACCAUGUCACUGGAAAUGCACCCUGCAUUGUCUUUGAAUUUUUAAAAUCCCAUUUUAUUUGUCUUUUAUAUAAUUGCUUAAUUACCCGAGAUGAUAUACAGCACAUUGGCCGACACACAUUGUCUUUUAAAUGUGCUGUAUAAAUAAAAGUGACUUGUGAUUUCUACGUACAUAUAACAUCAGAUACUUUACUUUUAUUUGAGUCACUUACUGCUAACAGGUAUAGAUCAUGGACCUCAUUUAAACCAUUUUA